Messenger RNA from Suillus paluster, 993 nucleotides. RefSeq names its product Pyruvate/Phosphoenolpyruvate kinase-like domain-containing protein. The coding region runs from base 1 to 993 and encodes 330 amino acids. Lineage: Eukaryota; Fungi; Basidiomycota; Agaricomycetes; Boletales; Suillaceae. Gene Ontology annotation, molecular function: catalytic activity; magnesium ion binding. The transcript is spliced from 10 exons. The record is from RefSeq and is a predicted model, not a curated record. Gene Ontology annotation, biological process: oxaloacetate metabolic process.
AUGUGCAUUCGCACACUGAGUACUAUUGGCAAUGGCAAGACCGACCAGGCGCUUCGCCGGUCAUAUCUCUAUGUGCCCACAUCGUCCGACCGGAUGCUGGACAAGUCUUUGAGCACACCAUCCGACGUCAUCAUAUAUGACCUCGAGGACAGCGUACCGCCCUCCGCUUACGACAAAGAAAGCGCGAGACAAAGACUGAGUACGUUUCUCAGCCGCACACCAGAGCACAAGCUCCCGCACCCUCAGCGCAUAGCUGUCCGCCUAAACGACAUCACCACGCCUUUCUUCGAGAAUGAUAUCUCCGAAGUCCUUAAAUCACCAUUCGUCCGAACACUCGUACUCCCCAAGAUCCACUCCGUGCGCGACCUUCAUCACGUCUCGCGAGCUAUCCGAACUUCCCGGGCAGGAAUAUCAACUCCAUUCCCUAUACGCCUCGUUGCAAGUAUCGAAAGCGCCAGAAGCGCGUGGAAUCUUGGCGAGAUCGCUUCUUGGACUUCGGAGUAUGAUCCAGAUGUGGGUGGGAAGUUGGGUGCUUUGCUCUUCGCGGCAGAAGAUUAUUGUGCGGAUACCUCGGUGUUGCGGUCUUCUUCAAGACUUGAGCUUCUCUAUGUACGGUCCCAAAUUACGAUUGCUGCGAAGGCUUUCGGAUUGGAUGCCAUAGAUAUGGUGCGUAGUGUCACGACUACGGACCUCGAUUAUCUAAAAGACGAAUGCGAAGAUGGAAGGAGACUUGGUUUCAAUGGAAAGCAAGCCAUUCACCCCACACAGGUUGAUAUCAUUCAGUCGACGUUUGUUCCUUCAGAAAAAGAAAUUCUUCGCGCCGCCAAGAUUCUCCACCAGAUGGAAGUUGCGCAUUCCUCUCAGAAGGGCGCCGUUGGCCUAGAGAUGGAGGGGGGCGGUAAGGAGAUGAUUGAUGCUCCGAUGUUGAAGCAGGCUGAGAAUAUUAUGCGAGUGGCCAAGGCAGCUGGCUUGCAAAUACCUGUUAUAGAUUAG